AGCUUUUUUUGAUUCCUCGAGUUACCCAGAUGUCAAGCAUGUCUGCCCAGAUGGCGGCCCGCCAUAAUCAAGUUGGAAUCAAGAUGGCGGCGCUUGGGGCGGCAACAAUCUUCGCAGCCUCCCUGUUACCUCGUACAGGAGCCUUUGUGGCUUUGCCUCCGGUUUCUCGAACAGGGCAAAGGCUGCCAGAGAUGAACUUUCCAAAGCCGUCUUCAUCUGCUCCAAGUGGAAUUCUCUCCGCAACGGCCGCCACAGCUGCGUUUGCGGCUAUUUUUGCUGCCAGGAUGGGCUUUGCUGCCGCCGUGCCCGUUAGGGGCGCACGCCGCUCAGAGAAGGUCGUGCGUGCCGCAGGCACUUGGAGCGUCAGCUCCAGCGGAGGCAUCACAUCCAGCAGCUCAUCCUUCCUUGGCUCAUCCAUGGCCGGAUCAGUGACAGGGCCUGUGGCGACUCCUUCGAACAGCUCAGGGUCUGGCCUUUCGUCAAUGUCAAUGAUGUUUGAGCGAUUCAAUGAGAAAGCCAUCAAGGCUGUGAUGAUGGCACAGGAGGAGUCACGCCGUCUUGGCCACAACUAUGUUGGAACUGAGAUGCUCUUGGUGGGUGUUGUGGCCGACACCAGUGGGCCAUCCGGAAAAGUCCUGAAGAAGUUCAACGUGACAAUCAAGGAAACCCGCAAAACGAUGGAAGAGAUGGUCGGGCGCGGAACUGGCAUGGUCUCAGUGGAGAUCCCUUUCACCCCAGCAGCGAAGCGUGUGCUGGGCGAUGGGGUGGAAGAGGCAAAAAGACUCAACGCAAACACCAUCGAUACUGCUCACAUCUUGCUGGCCCUCCUCAAAGAGGACAAUGGAAAUGCUGUCAAGAUUUUGGAGAAGUUGGGUGUUGAUCCAUCGAAGAUGCCAGAAGAGAUUAUCAAGGA
This is a messenger RNA of Durusdinium trenchii, 913 nucleotides long. NCBI's taxonomy places the organism in Eukaryota, Dinophyceae, Suessiales, Symbiodiniaceae. The record is from the annotation of a GenBank genome assembly.